ACGUAAAAGUCUCCCCUCCUAUAUAUAUUAGCAUUAGGGAUCAUUUAUCCGAAAUGUACAGCAGGAUCAGUUUAUUACAUAAGAAAUAAUAAUGGCACAGGGACGCCAAGGCAAAUGCUUUGGGUUCGUCCUCUUACUUUGCUUUUUCAGUUCAACUUUCGCACGCAGGAUUCUCAAGGAUCUCCCUAUGAUGGAGCCAAGCAAGCUAGAUCUACACUAUGUAAUGAAGCCUGGGAUGGAUGUGCUACAACCUGACCACAAAGUCAAGCCUGAUCAGAUAAUGCAGACCAUGGCGAGUGAACUAGGUGACCCACCGGAUUAUCAUGAUCCUGACCAAGUAGUUAAGCCUAAUCAGAUAAUGCAGACCAUGGCGAGUGAAGCAGGUGACCCACCGGAACCUGACCACGUAGUUAAACCUAAUCAGAUGAUGCAACCCAUGGCGAGUGAACCGGAAGAACCUGACCACGUAGUUAAGCCUAAGCAGAUAAUGCAGACCAUGGCGAAUGAACCGGACGAACCUGACCACGUAGUUAAGCCUAUGGGGUAUGGUGUAGGUAGAGGAUAUGGAAGUGGUGGCUCUGGUGUUGGCUAUGGUGUUGGUUAUGGCAGUGGAGGCAGUGGCUUUGGGGAAGGAAUUGGCUCUAGUGGAGGCAGUGGCUUUGGAGAAGGAAUAGGGUCUGGUGGUGGUUCAGGUAUUGGCAUUGGAGAAGGAAUAGGGUCUGGGUCUGGCCAACCCAAUUGUGGUCCUGUAACGGGAGCUCCAGGUGAAGGGAUUGGUAUCGGUAUUGGACAGGGCUCUAGUGGUGCACCCGGUGUAGUUGUUCCAGGCACAACAAUCCCUCCCAUAGUGGUUCCAGGGGCACAGAUUCCCGGGUUUGUGAUUCCAGGAGUAACAGUUCCUGGUUACGGUGCUCCUGGUUACGGUGUUCCUGGCUGCCAAACCGGUGGCUGCAAGCCAAACCCACCACACUACUAUAACCCACCAAACUGUCCUCAUUGUCCACCUUUCACUUCAGGUCAAGACAAGCACAUGUCAGACAAAGGAACCAUGACAGAAGCUCUUGCUCCCACUUCAUCGGAGAUGCAUGCCUAAGCUUCAAGUGUCCCAUGAAACACCAGUCUAAUAAAUCACUCAUAAUGAAAUCUAUUUUGGUUUGAUAAAAUCUUCCUUCACAUAAAGUUGAAUAAGACAAUUUUACUGCCCCCAAGUAAACUUAAAUAAGGGAAAACUAUUUAAGAUCAAGUUACUCAACAGAUAUUGAUUGAGAAUUAGCCAACUGAUACUGUUACUUGUAUUUCCAUUGGCUGUAGCCAUCAACGAGUUUUAAAUCUAAUAAAAAGGCCCACAAAUCCGGUUUUAAAUGAAA
This is a messenger RNA of Camelina sativa (false flax), 1367 nucleotides long. RefSeq lists its product as uncharacterized. The record is from RefSeq and is a predicted model, not a curated record. NCBI's taxonomy places the organism in Eukaryota, Viridiplantae, Streptophyta, Magnoliopsida, Brassicales, Brassicaceae.